AUGCCUGGCUCGGCACCUCCCAAGGAGUUGGGGGAGAACAGAGAGUGGAACGUGGAUCUGAUCCCCAAGUUCAUCAUGGCCUCGGGCGACCUGGUGAAGAUCUUGUUGAAGACGAAAGUCUCGCGAUACUUGGAGUGGAAAUCUUGCGAGGGAACCUACGUCUACCAGUACCAGGAGGCGGGGCUGUUCUCGGGUGCCAAGUACAUCCACAAGGUGCCAGCCACCGCCACAGACGGCUUAAAGUCUCCAUUGAUGGGGAUGCUCGAAAAGCCCCGCUUCAUCAACUUUGCACAGUUCAUCAUGAACUGGGAGGAUGACAAGCCCGGAACGCACCAGGACAUCGACCCGAGGCGGCACACCAUGGCGCAGGUGUACCAGAAGUUCGGCCUCCAGGAGUCCACCAUUGACUUCAUUGGCCACGCCGUGGCCUUGCACCCCAACGACAGCUACCUGAACGGACCUUGCGGACCAACAAUUCAGAAGUGCAGGCUGUACCUUCAGUCCGUGCUCCAGUACGGAGGCUCACCUUUCAUCUACCCCAUCUACGGGCUUGGCGGCUUGCCAGAGGGCUUCUCCCGCCUUGCGGCCAUCCAUAGGGGAACGUACAUGUUGAACAAGUCAGUGGAUGGCUUUGUGUACGAUGACGCGGGCAAGGUGUGCGGUGUUAAGUCAGGAGACGAAGUUGCCAAGUGCGCCCUUGGCCUUUUUCCGCCCAGCACGCUCCUGGCGAUUCCAAACGUAAGGCAGGUCCAAGGUGCACGGGUCAGGGAUGCGGGCACGUCGCAUGUUAGAUUUCUCCGCAGCAUAUUCGAUGCUUGGCUCUUGAUGUUUCGAGUCUGCAGCACUGUCUUCAGCCUGUGUUACAAGCUCUUCCUCGGAGACUACAAGACGACAUCAAGGGCAUACCAGAAUCAGCUUGGCUCUGCAGCAAUGGCUACGGUGGUUUGCCGCCAUUGGAUAAAAGGAUACUGCGAGAGGGGCCCCUUGUGCAACUUCCUGCACCCGGGUCAAGGUGCUGACGGCGGCUGGUCUGCCGGGAUCUCGGACAAUGCCGCGCAGGCCUUCAAUGCCGCAGAGGCAUGGAGCCGGGGACUCAGGUUUGGAGCUUGUGAAGCAAUCAGUGUGCAUUUUGUUCCGUCCAAGGGAGGGGCCCAUGGCGAAGCGGCACAAGUCGGUGCCGUGCCGUGUGAAAAGGCACAGCUUGCGGGGCUUUGGGCCUCGGGAUCUCAUUGGGACCAGGGCACCAGCUCAAGGCUCUUCGCUCAGCAGUGGGUCCAGAGCUCCAGAGCUCCGGAUCCACUCCUAGGAGCGGCUGCGGAGCAGGCUCCGCAAAACGACCUCGGCGAGAUGGCCCAGUCUGUGGCGCCCGCAGGUGGGCGCACCUACAAGAAGUCGAAGCUAUGUAUCCAUCACACGAAUGGCUACUGCAGCCGGGGCUCUACCUGCAACUUCGCCCAUGGAGAGCAUGAGCUCGGGACACCCCAGCCAUCAGCUGAUGCCGGCUGGGCCGCACAAUCAGCUCAACAGGACUGGCAGUCGAAUGGCUGGCAAUCGAAUGGCUGGCAACCGAGUAACUGGCAGUCGAACGGCUGGCAACCUAACGCCUGGCAAGGAAACGGCUGGCAGGCUGGCGGCUCCAACGGUUCCGUACAAUGUCGGCACUUCGCCCGCGGCUACUGUGCUUUGGGUGAGAAGUGCAACUUCGCGCAUGACGGCCCACCGCCGUCAUUCCCAGAUGGCUGGGUGAUCCGGACCAAGGAGGAAAUCCAGCUCUACAACUUCAAGACGACGCUGUGUCGGGACUUUCAGAAGGUGGGUAGCUGCCCACGUGGCGACGAGUGCACCUUUGCCCAUGGCGAAGCGGAGCUCCAGAAGCCAGGAGAGGUGCAGCAG
Symbiodinium necroappetens is the source of this 1893-nucleotide messenger RNA. Lineage: Eukaryota; Dinophyceae; Suessiales; Symbiodiniaceae. The record is from the annotation of a GenBank genome assembly.